GCGUUCACGAAGCUUGGCUUCCCACCUGGCGGGCCAGCGUUAUCGAGAGCUCGAUUUGUGGCUAUCCUUGAGAAGCUGUGCGCCGAUACCAACAGCGCCAGAGUUGUUCGUUACGAUCUGUUCAAGGCGGAGGUCUGUCCCCUGCUGCCGUUCUCGGAGGCUGAGAUAAUAAAGUACCGAGAGGCUUUCGAGGACUGUGAUCAUGAGCACACUGGUCGUGUUAGCCUCGCUGAGCUCAGGCUUGCACUGAAAGAUAUCAUAGCGUAG
Molecule: messenger RNA, 267 nt
Organism: Perkinsus marinus ATCC 50983
Lineage: Eukaryota; Perkinsozoa; Perkinsida; Perkinsidae
Exons: 2
Source: RefSeq, a predicted model, not a curated record